AUGCCUCCUCUCUACAUACUACUCGGGCUUCUCCUCUUACACACUCCUGCUUGGUGCUCCUCUGCAGCUGCCACCGAAGACACUCUCACGGUGGGCCAAUCGCUCGGCGUUGGUGACAAGCUCGUCUCAAGAAACGGCAAGUUCGCCCUUGGCUUCUUCCAUCCAGCAGCAAGCAGCAUCAGUAAGUCGUCCCGCAAUGCCACCUCCCCCACCUUCAGCUGGUACCUUGGCAUAUGGUUCAAUAAGAUCCCAGUUUUCACUACUGUGUGGGUUGCUAAUAGAGAGGAGCCCAUCACCCACCACAACCUCAACCUGACACAGCUCAAGAUCUCAAGCGAUGGCAAUCUUGUCAUCGUAAACCAUGUUGCCAAAACUCAAUCCAUUGUUUGGUCCACUCACAUUGUCAAGAGGAAUUCCAGUAGCAUAAACACCACAACCUCUAUAACCGUUGUUCUCUUGAACAGUGGUAACCUUGCCCUACUCGCAAAUAGCCCAGACAUGUUGUGGCAGAGCUUCGACUACCCAACAGAUGUUGCGCUUCCUGGUGCCAAGUUGGGCCGGAACAAGGUCCCAGGUUUCAUUCGUCAGUACAUAUCAAAGAAAAGCCUCAUUGAUCAGGGUCUAGGCUCAUACAGCAUUGAACUAAACAGCGCCGGGAUCGUCCUCAAGCACCGCAACCCCUCGGUAGUGUACUGGCUUUGGACAUCCUCGAGGACAUCAUCAUUAAAUCUUGUACAAUUAAUCAAGACCACGUUAGAUUUGGAUCCCGGGACAAGAGGGAACAAGUUCAAGCGGUAUGGUUUUUCUAUAUACCACAAUCCAGGUAGUGCUGGUGGAAUUGUAGCAUUCAGAUACACUGACUUGGUUCGUGCUACUAAAAGCUUCUCGGAAAAGCUUGGAGGAGGUGGUUUUGGUUCUGUAUACAAGGGGAUGUUAAGUGACUCAGCGACUACUAUAGCAGUGAAAAGGCUAGAUGGUGCCCGUCAAGGAGAGAAGCAAUUCAGGGCCGAGGUGAGCUCAAUUGGACUGAUCCAACACAUAAACCUAGUAAAAUUGAUUGGUUUCUGCUGCGAAGGUGAUCACAGAUUACUUGUGUAUGAACACAUGUUAAGUGGGUCUCUUAAUGGUCAUCUAUUUAAGAAGAGCAAUACAAAUGUUGUCGUCCUAAAUUGGAACAUCAGAUAUCAGAUAUCCAUAGGAGUUGCUAGAGGAUUAUCCUACUUGCAUCAGGGCUGUCGCGAGUGCAUCAUACACUGCGAUAUUAAGCCAGAGAACAUACUUCUGGAUGCAUUAUUUGUUCCUAAAGUUGCAGACUUUGGGUUGGCAGCCUUUGUGGGAAGGGAUUUCAGCCGAAUUCUCACUUCAUUUAGAGGAACUGCAGGUUAUCUUGCCCCAGAGUGGCUUACCGGAGUGGCGAUCACACCGAAAGUCGAUGUUUAUAGCUUCGGCAUGGUGCUGUUGGAAAUCAUAUCAGGAAGGAGGAAUUCCUCAUCUGAAACAUCGUACAACACUAGCAGCAGCAACAGUAACCAGGAUAUUGAAUAUUUCCCUGUGGAAGCCAUCAGUAAGCUUCAUGGUGGAGAUUUGAAGAGUUUGGUGGAUCCACAGUUACAUGGUGAUUUCAAUUUGGAAGAGAUUGAAAGGGUCUGCAAAGUUGCAUGUUGGUGCAUCCAAGAUAAUGAGUUGGAUCGGCCGACAAUGGGUGAAGUAGUCCGGGUUCUCGAGGGUCAACAGGAUAUUGUUGUGCCCCCAAUGCCAAGAUUGCUUGCAGCUAUAACAGAGCAAUCUGGUGCUGCAACUUCAGUGUGA
Molecule: messenger RNA, 1809 nt
Organism: Hordeum vulgare subsp. vulgare (domesticated barley)
Lineage: Eukaryota; Viridiplantae; Streptophyta; Magnoliopsida; Poales; Poaceae
Product: G-type lectin S-receptor-like serine/threonine-protein kinase At2g19130
Exons: 2
Coding region: 1-1809 (602 amino acids)
Biological process (GO): protein phosphorylation
Molecular function (GO): protein kinase activity; ATP binding
Source: RefSeq, a predicted model, not a curated record